AUGUGCGUUGGCCCCGCUCGGCAUUCCCGGCCGUUCCCCUGGUCACUCUCUUCUCUCUUCUCUCAUCCCGACCCUCCCUGCUUGUCCGCGUCCAUGCAGGAAGCAGAGCAGCGGGCUCCGACGCCGCUGAGAGCCUACGUUGAUGGCCAACCUGCCUUGAUUGAAGAAGGCGAGGCCUUUGAAGACAACCCAUUUGCUGUCGUCAUUCUCGAUGAGCAAUCCGAUGCUCAAAGCGAUUCUGUUUCUGUUUCUGUUUCUGCCUCGACCCCUGUCACUGCCACUGCCAGCGUCGCCCCGCGCCCCGCCGCGAGACAGAGCACUCCCGGUGCAAAGAGCAAACAUCUGAGCUGGUUCUCCUGGAAGCGCCAUGCCAACGGCGCCGCAUCCCACGGCCCUCAGCACCAACGCUCCCUGUCCACCGCCACCACCGACACCGAGGAGGCCGCUAGCGAUGACGAAGCUACCGUGCCCCCUCAGCCCGUCCGCAGGGAACCUUUGCCCCCUACCACCAAGCCCACGCGAGGCAUUCUCAAACAGGGCACCCGCAUUCGACGCCAAAGUUCCCUGACGCGGUUGCAGCAGUAUCGCGCUGAAGUCGCACGCGAACGCCGCGACGCCGCCCAGACCGACAGGACCACUGCCCCGCGCAACUCAACCAUCAAUCAGCGUCACGUGAGCUUUCGGGACAAAAAGGGCCAGCGCAAGGUCCGCCUCGAGGCCUAUGUUGCCGAUGCUGGCCAGGAGGACCUCAAAUCUCAGCUCGAGCGUCGCCUCUCCCAACGCUCAUCCAUCACUGAGCUCGCCAAGCGUCGCAUCCUGACCCAGUUUGACCUUGAACACAUCCAAGUCGUCGAAAUUACAGGCAUCUCCGCUGAGGACCGGCGCUCCGACCCCACCUGGACCCAGCUAUCCCCGGACGAGAAGAUUUUCAUUCGUAAAGAGCUCAAUGAACUCAAGGCUUCCAUGGAGGUGCACGAGGAUUCGCGCCACCUCACCCGCUUCCACGCCGAUGGACCGGAUUUUCCUCAAUUCGAAGGCCGAGAGGGGGCCCGCGUCACAAUUCAGGGCUACCCUUGUGCUGGUACCUUGCGCUUUUAUGGACCACAUAAAACUCGCCUGGGCAAGCGCUGUGGCAUUGAGCUGGACAAGCCCAUUGGAAAAAACAAUGGUACAGUCGACGGACAUUGCUACUUUACCUGUGAGCCCCACUACGGUGUCUUGUGUAAUCCGGUCAAGGUGUCACUUCAAGACGGCCCUCCCCUUUUCAAAACGGAGGUUGUCUGA
Monosiga brevicollis MX1 is the source of this 1284-nucleotide messenger RNA. RefSeq lists its product as uncharacterized. The coding region runs from base 1 to 1284 and encodes 427 amino acids. Gene Ontology annotation, molecular function: actin binding. The record is from RefSeq and is a predicted model, not a curated record. Lineage: Eukaryota; Choanoflagellata; Craspedida; Salpingoecidae. The transcript has 3 exons. Gene Ontology annotation, biological process: actin cytoskeleton organization.